AGUUAAAAAGAAGAAUUUGGAAUUAGGCCUAUAUUUCUAAUAAGUCAUUUAAGAAUGUUGUUAAGCCCUGGACAGUAUGACUCAGUUGGUUGGGCAUUGGCCUGUGUGCCAGGAGGUUGCAGGUUUGAUUCCUGUCAAGGGCUCAUGCCCAGGUUGAGGGUUCGGUCCCUAAUAGGGGGUUUACGGAAGGCAGCUGAUCCGAUGACAUUGAUGUUUCUCUCCCUGGCCCUUCCUGUCUCUCUAAAAAUGAGUAAAUUAUUCUUAAGAAGAAGAAGAAAAAAAAAAUUCUUAAAAAACAACAACAAUGGCGUUUAUUUCACUAGGUCAGGCAGUAAAAAUGACGUAACCCAUUCUAUCAGUAUAUUCUAACCACCCUUUUUUACACUGUGGAAACUCAGUUUAUCUUGCUACAUCCCUGUGUUAGGUAACUGGGUCUCCCUAAAAUCUAGGCCCUUGGUUGUGACUUCAAUGAUCUGUGGCAGGGGAGUAGAGUUACAUAGGGUGAUGCCCAAGGAGCUGAUGCCUAGAGGGAGCAGUGAAUUGAGUUAGAGUCCCAUUCGGGAGAUCCUGAUACCUGUGAUUCAGUGCAGUGCAAUGAAUGCUUUGUUGUUGUGGGUAGAUACUGAGAGCCCAUUUGGCCAUUUAAAAGCUACCCAACACUUUGUUGUAGAGGCUGAGGAUACAAAGUCCAAUAAGUUGGGAAACUGAAGCCUCAGAGAGGUGGUGAAGCCUGCUUUGGGGCCAUGUGACAAUAAUAUGGGGCUAAUAAUGGUCUUGCUGUGAGGAGGAACUAGAAGAACAAUGCUGUGCCCUGAAACCAGAUUCAGGUGUUUUAAUGCCAAAGCCUGACUUCUUUACGAAAAUCCCUGGUUUUCUGUAUUUUGAGGAAAUGACCAUUAAGAAGUAGAUGCCCAGAUGCAAAGUGAUGAAACAGCCAAUUUGUCAUAAAGUAAAAUGCAGCUGUGGCUUUUCAACCAGAUUAGAACAAAAUUUUAUCUAUUUUUCUCAGAAGAGAAUUCCACAAGAUUAGGUAUCUGAUUUUGAUGGAUGGCAGAUAAGAAUCCGUUUGUGGGCAUGGAACAAGCCAUUUUACCCCCAUAUUUCAGAAUAUGGUUAAGUCAUCAAACAAAGAAAACAUGGUAUGUUGAAGUAUGAUUAAACUCCUGAUGCUGCAGCAGAGGCUAAGAAUAUUAAUGGCCAGAUCUAGCGCUCACAUGGUCUUCUGAAAGAAGCCAUGGGUAGCUGUUGUAGCUGUCCAGAUAAAGACACUGUCCCAGAUAACCAUCGGAACAAGUUUAAGGUCAUUAAUGUGGAUGAUGAUGGGAAUGAGUUAGGUUCUGGCAUAAUGGAACUUACAGACACAGAACUGAUUUUAUACACUCGCAAACGUGACUCGGUAAAAUGGCACUACCUCUGCCUGCGACGCUAUGGCUAUGAUUCGAAUCUCUUUUCUUUUGAAAGUGGUCGACGGUGUCAAACUGGACAAGGAAUCUUUGCCUUUAAGUGUGCCCGUGCAGAAGAAUUAUUUAACAUGUUGCAAGAGAUUAUGCAAAAUAACAGUAUAAAUGUGGUGGAAGAGCCAGUUGUUGAAAGGAGUAAUCAUCAGACAGAAUUGGAAGUCCCCAGAACACCUCGAACACCUACAACUCCAGGAUUUGCUGCUCAGAACUUACCUAAUGGAUAUCCCCGAUAUCCCUCUUUUGGAGAUGCUUCAUCCCAUCCUUCAAGCAGACAUCCUUCUGUGGGAAGUGCACGCUUGCCUUCAGUAGGUGAAGAAUCUACACAUCCUUUGCUUGUGGCUGAGGAACAAGUACAUACCUAUGUCAACACUACAGGUGUGCAAGAAGAACGGAAAAAUUGCACAAGUGUGCAUGUCCCGUUGGAGGCGAGGAUUUCUAAUGCUGAAAGCAACACUCCAAAAGAAGAACAAAGUGGUCUGGAGGACAGGGACCCUCAGAUUCUUCUUGAACCCGAAGUAGUCAGAUUUGUCUUAGGACCAACUCCUGUUCAAAAGCAGUUAAUGGAAAAAGAGAAACUGGAGAAAAUUGGAAGAGAUCAAGUCAGCGGAAGUGGUGCAAAUAACACAGAAUGGGACACUGGAUAUGACAGUGAUGAACGAAGAGAUGUACCCUCUGUUAACAAACUAGUGUAUGAAAAUAUAAAUGGGUUAUCUAUCCCUAGUGCCUCAGGGGUCAGGAGAGGUCGUCUGACAUCCACCAGUACCUCAGAUACCCAGAAUAUCAACAACUCAGCUCAGAGAAGAACUGCAUUAUUAAACUAUGAAAAUUUACCAUCUUUGCCUCCUGUUUGGGAAGCCCGCAAGCUAAGUAGGGAUGAAGAUGACAAUUUAGGACCAAAGACCCCAUCUCUAAAUGGCUACCAUAAUAAUCUAGAUCCAAUGCAUAAUUAUGUAAAUACAGAGAAUGUAACAGUGCCAGCAAGUGCUCACAAAAUAGAAUAUUCAAGGCGUCGAGACUGUAUACCGACAGUCUUUAACUUUGAUAUCAGACGCCCGAGUUUAGAACACAGGCAGCUCAAUUACAUACAGGUUGACUUGGAAGGUGGCAGUGACUCCGACAACCCUCAGACUCCAAAAACGCCUACGACUCCUCUUCCACAGACCCCUACCAGGCGCACAGAGCUGUAUGCUGUGAUAGACAUCGAAAAAACUGCUGCUAUGUCAAAUUUGCAGAAAGCACUCCCACGAGAUGAUGGUACAUCUAGGAAAACUAGACAUAAUAGUACUGAUCUGCCCAUGUGAGCCUGGAAAGCAUUACAUUGUUUGCACCUUUGUGAAUUUUUAAAAAAUGAAGAUGCAAGUGCUUCAUUUUCAUUUCUAAACACUAACUCCUUUUAUAGACUGAUAAAUUUUUUUUAAUAUUUCAUGUGCUUCUUUAACUAAAGGGAAUUAAUGUAGAGCAGGUACUCAUUAAAGAACACUAAUUUCAUUAUAUACUACUCAUUACUGUACAGCAGCACUCCCAUUUUCACAGUGCCUAUUAAAGUGAGAGUUGAAGUGAGUGACAUGCUGGUUGAUUUUUAUCAAUUUACUGGACUUAUGCAUAUCAUUCAUGUCUAAGUCAUGGUUGGCAUUUCAAACAUUUUAUAAAGCCUCUUGAUAAUGUGCAUUGCUAACAGAUAAUUCUAGGCUUUGAAAGUAAUAUUUGUAGAUUCACUGUUCAUGGUAUGUGAUGUCCAGCAUGUAACAUGAGAAAUCUUUUAUUUCAUUAAUUGUAGGCUUUUUGACUUGAGCCAAACCAUAUGUAAAGGAAAUAGAAGUACCACACUCCUUAUAUACCAGUCAGCUCCUUUGCCUUCAGCUUACUAGAAAGAGCCCUGUGUCCAUGAAUAUGGUUUGCUGUUGGUGUGUUGAAAGGUGGAAAGGAUACAAGAUUUUCUGUUUAUUCAUCUCAUGAUGUCAUUGGAAGGGCAUGCCCAGAUUAUCUUAAUCAGAAUUACAAUAGGCUCAAGAAUCAGUCUCAGGUCACUUUACCCAAAAAAGCAUUUGAAAAUCUGAACCAUGAUCUCUUGAAAGUGUCUCUCCUAUGGAUUAUUAACAGUAAAUUGUUUCUGGAGGUAUUUGUGCUGUUAGAUUGCCAUUUACCUUCAGUUUUUUUCCUUUGGUGUUUGGGAUGUCUUCUU
Molossus molossus (Pallas's mastiff bat) is the source of this 3642-nucleotide messenger RNA. It is a transcript of the gene FRS2, whose product is annotated as fibroblast growth factor receptor substrate 2. The coding region runs from base 1235 to 2761 and encodes 508 amino acids. The transcript has 13 exons. Gene Ontology annotation, cellular component: cell-cell junction; cytoplasm. Lineage: Eukaryota; Metazoa; Chordata; Mammalia; Chiroptera; Molossidae. The record is from RefSeq and is a predicted model, not a curated record. Gene Ontology annotation, biological process: cell surface receptor protein tyrosine kinase signaling pathway.